CUCAAAGACGUGUCAAAAGGUGCUCUCUUUCAGACCCUUUGUUGCUUAGCAACUGUCAAAAUACCAUCUCGUUGAAAUUCAUUGUAAGUGUAGGAGAGUUAUUCCUGCUGAGGCCCAGUUGUGUAUGGUUGCGAUGGAGUUUAAACGAAACUAAAAACACUUGGAGCUCAUCAAGACUUCAGUGAAUAGAUGGAUAGAUUGCACGAAGCGAUGGCUGUGAAUAGGUCGGCGAACAAAUGGAAAUCAUCCAUAACACUAUUUUCCGCCGCUCAACUGUGCUUUCUAGACUGUAAUUGAUGAAUGCAGCCUGCAAGCGGGUUGCUACUUGCACGCUCUGUACAGUCCUAAUUUAAAUUUCCGUUCGAUCAAGUUGUUUUAUAAAUUCUAGAUUUUCAAAGUGAUAACUUCGCGGAGUAUUUAAUAGCACGGUGCUGGUCUGUUAUUACAGAGUGUCACUCUAUUCCGGAGUCUCGUCGAACCUUUUAGAAGUGGGUUUAUUUCUUAAUAACUUUUGCAAUAAUUUUUACUCAUUUUCUACGCGAUGGCUGUAGAUCCUUGUGAUAGUGGAACCCUACUGCUGCCAUUUCUUGACGAAUCUGGGUGGAAUCAAGAAUUAAGGGCGUUUAUCUACCUGAUAGCGCUGUUAUGGUGUUUCAUGGGAAUCGCCAUCGUCGCCGAUGUCUUCAUGUGCGCGAUCGAAACGAUUACAAGCAAAACGAAACAAGUCAAAGUACCGAAGCAAGACAAUCCAAGCGAAAUGGAAGUCGUGGAGAUUCGAGUAUGGAAUGAAACUGUUGCUAACCUUACAUUGAUGGCUUUAGGGUCAUCUGCGCCGGAGAUUUUACUGGCUAUUAUUGAAAUAGUUAUCCUAAAUAAAUUCGAGGCAGGUAAACUUGGGCCAAGCACGAUCGUUGGUUCGGCAGCGUUCAAUCUCCUCGUGAUCACAGGGGUUUGCGUUAUGAGUAUUCCUACUCAUGAACAACGAAGGAUCAAAGCUAUCAAAGUUUUUGCGGUGACCGCUACCUUCUCAAUGAUGGCGUACAUUUGGCUGUAUUUAGCACUGAGUACGAUUACGCCUGAUGUAAUCGACCUUUGGGAAGCAAUUCUCACGUUUCUUCUGUUCCCGAUUCUUGUCGUUGUGGCCUACAUAGCCGACAAGGAAUAUUGUUGCCCCGGGAAAGUUCAACCUCAAGAUCCAGGAGUCCUCGAAUUGGCUGAGGGUUCCAAAACACUGACUACUCCUGCACAUGAUCCAGAGGUUGAAAAUUUUAUCAAGGAAGUGAGCAGAAAUCCCGAUCUGUCAGAGGACGAUGCAGCAAUGCUUGUUGCCGCGCAUAUUAAAUCCAAACAACCAAAGAACUACGGUUACUAUCGAGUGGGUGCCAUAAGAGACCUGGGAGGCAGCCACAAGCUGAGACCAAAGAUGGAUCCUAAACUUAGAGUGAUUUACGAAGAGUUGUCGGAAGUUGGUUUUUCAUCAUCUGGAGCCACCGCUAUCAUGAGUCAUGCCUUAGCUGGUAAAGUACAGCCUGCUCGUGUGGAGUUUGCCGCUCCAAAAUGUGCUGUUCUAGAAAGCGACAAACUUGUCAGAAUUGGUGUGAAACGAUCUGGAAACACGAAAAUUACAGCCAGUGUAAACUACGAGACCAUAAACGGCACAGCCACGGCUGGAUCUGACUAUGAAGCCAAAAGAGAUGUGCUUGUCUUCAAACCCGGUGAAAACUUGAAACAUAUAGACAUUACGAUCAUCGAUGACAAUGAAUGGGAAGAGAACGAAGUGUUCUUCUUGAAAUUGGCCAGAUUUGACUACAAGGAUGACACGGUUGAGAUCGGAGAACAAUGUAUCACUGAAGUUACUAUUAUAAAUGACGAUGAACCAGGAACCUUUUCAUUAGAGAAUCCAAGCUUUGUAAUUAAAGAGAGCAUCGGCAAGGCUUACAUCACAGUCAACCGCACCCAGGGCACAGACGGUAGAGUGGAGGUCACUUGGAAAACCACAGACCAAACUGCAGUAAACGGCAAAGAUUACCAUGGAGGGACUGGUACAUUGGUCUUUGAACACGGCGAACAAGCAAAAUCAAUAGCAAUAGACAUUAUCGAUGAUAAAGAUUUUGAAAAAGACGAAACGUUUGUUGUGGAACUCCUCGAAACCUCACCUGGAGCAAAGAUUGGUAAUAUUCGGAGCGCGGCGGUCAAUAUUGUAAAUGAUGAUGAAUAUCGAAGAUUAUUUGACCGAGUUGUUGCACUCACUCAUAUAAAUCUUCGUCGUUUGGAGCUUGGUUCGGCGUCCUGGGCGUCGCAAUUCCGUGAGGCUAUGUCAGUCAAUGGAGGGGAUGUGGAAAAUGCUACUGCAGUCGAUUACGUCAUGCACUUCUUCACCUUUGCUUGGAAGGUUAUCUUCGCCAUAAUUCCCCCUUGCACUUGGCUUGGUGGUUGGGUGACAUUUUUUGUCGGUUUAGCAAUGAUCGGCUUAGUCACUACCAUAGUCGGAGACUUGGCCACCAUAUUUGGAUGUCUAAUCGGUCUAAGAGAUGAAGCGACCGCCAUCUUGUUUGUCGCUCUCGGCACCAGUCUCCCAGACUUAUUUGCGAGCAAAACAGCGGCGGUGAAUGAGAAGUACGCGGAUGCCUCUGUAGGAAAUGUCACCGGCAGCAACUCUGUGAAUGUUUUCUUGGGACUGGGAUUGCCCUGGGUGAUAGCUGCUAGUUACCAUUUGUCUCAGGGUACAGUGUUCGAAGUGAAGGCAGGAACAUUAUCCACAAGUGUUGUCACGUACAGUUGUUGUGCGAUCCUGUGUUUCGUGCUCCUUUUGGUACGAAGAUAUUCAAAAUUUAUGGGCCGCGCAGAGCUUGGAGGGCCCAACGUAACCAAAUACAUAUCUGGAGUCUUCUUACUAUUUUUAUGGUUCCUUUACGUUUUGAUUUCUUGCCUUGUUAUUUACGACAUAAUCAAAUUUUAAAGCAAGGUUUCAAUCACUGUAAAUACACAAGGAUAAUAACAAAGAGGAAGUUAUUUAAAUUA
Stylophora pistillata is the source of this 3021-nucleotide messenger RNA. Its product is annotated as sodium/calcium exchanger Calx. Gene Ontology annotation, cellular component: axon; sarcolemma; postsynapse. Gene Ontology annotation, molecular function: calcium:sodium antiporter activity. The record is from RefSeq and is a predicted model, not a curated record. Lineage: Eukaryota; Metazoa; Cnidaria; Anthozoa; Scleractinia; Pocilloporidae. Gene Ontology annotation, biological process: sodium ion transmembrane transport; cell communication; calcium ion import across plasma membrane.